Messenger RNA from Sclerotinia trifoliorum, 1849 nucleotides. The record is from the annotation of a GenBank genome assembly. NCBI's taxonomy places the organism in Eukaryota, Fungi, Ascomycota, Leotiomycetes, Helotiales, Sclerotiniaceae.
UCCCAUCAGGAUCCGAGCUUUACUGGACUUUUGUUAGAAUAUAAGAUUAAGGAGGCGUAGCUUCAAGUCACCCUUCACAAACCACUUGAAGUCGAAGUAAAAUUGCUCAGGUGAGCUCGGCCGGGCCUAUCAACACUCCGCUUUCUCUAUACGAAGAUACUUUGUGCUUAUGAUCUGUACUACUACAUGUCGUUUCAUUGCUCUAAACUUGAUUAUAAACUGUCCAAAUACCAUCACGAUCUUUGUUAUACCACUCAUUAGCGAAGAUGGCCGCUAGUGCGAGCCUGUCUCAGCAAUUUCUCCAUGAAUACUCUGGCCACCAGCUAAUGGUUGUUGCCAUUACCUUCAUACCUAUCAAUAUUAUCUUCGUAUCUCUGCGGUUUUUGGCUCGAAGUUUGAAAAGGACAUCUUUAGGCCUCGAUGAUAUCCUCGUUAUACCCUCUUUGAUACUAUGUCUAACGUUGUCCAUCCUCGCAAUUUGUAAGUGAACUUACCCUUAUCCGUCAGAUAAUGGUGCCAAUCAAUGGGCUAACAUCACCGCCAAUUUCUAGGUAUCAUAAAGUUCGGAGGAGUGGGGUAUCACAUUGCAGGCCUUGCAGUUACAAACCCAGGCAAGAUCGUGGUUUGGAGCAAAUUGCUAUUCAGCACACCUUUGGUCUAUUGCUGGGCGGUUGCAUUCCCUAAACUUGCUAUCCUUGCAAUGUUUCUUCGUAUAUUCACCAAUGGGUUUUAUCGCAACACGGUCAUGGUUAUUGCCACCGUUUCCAUAGCCUUUGCUUUUGCUGUCUCACUUGUCAGCAUUUUCGGGUGUACACCUGUUUCAUACUUCUGGGAUAAAACGAUACCUAAUGGACACAACAACUUUAAUCAGAAAGAUUUCUACUUGUGGGCGACUUUACCAAAUAUCAUCACUGAUGUCAUCAUGCUCAUUCUUCCCCAACCGAUGAUUUGGAAAUUACACGCAACACGCUCAGUGAAACUCGGACUGAGUUUUACUUUUCUCACAGGCAGUGUGUAAGUAAAAUGAUAUCUUCAAAGCUCAAUACCUGUUAGCUAACAUAUAGAUCUGAUGCAGAGGGCUAGUUGCCUCAAUAUUACGCUUUUCGCAGUUCGCUCAGACCGACCCAUUUCAUGAUGGAACCUGGGCCUCGGUGUCCCUCGAGCAAUAUACGAUCAUGGAGCCUUCUAUGUAUUUGUUGGCGUCUUGUCUACCAUCAUGUAGACCAAUAUUUACACACCUGCAAUCUUCUUUAGCGACAAGAAAUUUAUCUGUGACCUCUUGGUCACUGGUGAGAAACUGGAAAGGUCGAUCAAGCAGCACGAGAGAUUCGCUCCAUUCCAAUCCUGCCGACAACACUUCGAGGACUGAACUGAGACAUCUCAAGUCUUCUACAAAAGUCAGCCAGUCUUCUUUCAAUAAGGGUGCAAGCCACACCAGGGUAUUUUCGAUUACGACAGAGGAAAACCCAGAAACCACCCAGGCAAGCAUCAAAAAUCACAGUAUUUUUCCCAGUCCUGACCAUCAUUCGUGGUACUAACCAAUCUUUUAGCGGUAAAUUCUAGUCCCCACAACAAGAUCCAAAUUACCAGAGACUUUGAAGUAUGUUCAGAUCUUCCAUAGAAGAGCGAUCUUGCUGGUGGUAUCGGUAGCAACACUUCUGAAUUGAAACUGUUGGUUUAUAUGUGCUGUGAGCGCCAAGUUCAUGUACAACAGGGACCCCCGGCCCUUUUUCUUAAUUAUUAAAUUCGAUUUUAUGUAGUAAAAUUGAUUCAGCUGUGUUUAGAAAUGACACUUUUGAAGCUGCAUCAGCACCAGCUGUAAUUGAACUAUCAACCCUAUUUUACCAGU